AGAGAGAGGGGGAGAGACAUAGAGAGUUUGACCAUUCCCAUCCUCAGGAAUGCAUCCGCUCCUCCAACUUACCAGCGCAAAAACCAACGCUCAGCUGCAUGCGCAUGAGUAGUCUCCAAAGGUUACGAUGCGCAUCUACUCCUAGCAGCUGCAGGCGAAGGCUUUCACUAACUUUUUCUCCUGUGCGCUGUUUUUUUUCUGCUCAGAAGGCUUAUUCAGCUGUUACCUGUUUAUUGGAGUAAAGCAGUCCUGAGUUGAGUCCCAGGCGAAUCUCCUUCUUUGGAGACAAGCUUUGACUCCAGGCUGCGAAGGUCCGUCAUUGCUGGGAAACCAGUAGUUUAAAAAAAAUCCUUAUUUCAGCGAGCACUGGAGUUGCGCUCUUUGGAGAGGACAUGCCGGGGAGAAAGCGCGCAGGACGGCUGCUGCAGUUGGCCGUCGCUCUUUUGGCCUCGCUGUCGCUUUUUGGCAGACUCACAGGCGCUGCAGAGGAGGUGGACAACGAGGACAGCCAGCCGGUGACCAGACUCAUGGACACAAGAGUCAAUAGGGCCAAGAGGAGAGGGGGGACAGAUGCCCUCAGAGGACCAAAUGUGUGUGGCUCCAGAAGCAAUACCUAUUGCUGCCCAGGAUGGAAAACUCUUACAGGAGGAAACCAGUGCAUUGUUCCAAUCUGCAGGAGUUCAUGUGGAGAUGGUUUCUGCUCCAGACCCAACAUGUGCACCUGUCCCAAUGGACAGAUUGCUACAACCUGUGGAUCCAAGUCAGUCCAGCACUGUAACAUUCGGUGUAUGAACGGGGGAACGUGCGCAGAGGACAGCUGUCAGUGUCAGAAGGGCUACGUCGGAAACCACUGUGGUCAACCGGUUUGUGAAAAUGGCUGUUUGAACGGAGGACGGUGUGUGGCCCCCAACAGAUGUGUUUGCACGUAUGGCUUCACCGGGGCUCAGUGUGAGAGAGACUACCGUACUGGGCCUUGCUUUGCCUCCGUGAAUAACCAGAUGUGCCAAGGACAGCUCACUGGAAUUGUCUGCACGAAAACCUUGUGCUGUGCCACAGUAGGACGGGCGUGGGGUCACCCUUGUGAGAUGUGCCCCGCUCAGCCUCACCCCUGUCGAAGAGGGUUUAUACCAAACCACCGCACUGGCGCUUGCCAAGAUGUGGAUGAAUGUCAGGCCAUCCCUGGGAUCUGUCAAGGUGGCAACUGCAUCAACACAGUGGGCUCCUUUGAAUGUAAAUGCCCCGCUGGGCACAAAUUCAAUGAGAUUUCGCAGAAAUGCGACGAUCUGGAUGAGUGUUCAAACAUUCCAGGUCUCUGUGGCGUGGGUGAAUGUUAUAACACCGUUGGCAGCUACUUCUGUAAGUGUCCUCAGGGAUAUUACACCUCUGUUGAUGGAUCCAGGUGUUUAGAUGCUCGCAGUGGAUACUGCUAUGGAAGCCUGCUGAAUGGACGCUGUGCCAACCAAAACUCACAACCUUUGACUAAAAUGCAGUGCUGCUGUGACAGUGGACGCUGCUGGUCUGAAGGCUCAACGCCGGAGAUGUGCCCCAUUCGUGGAACAGAGGAGUACCAGAGACUUUGCAUCCAGAUAACUGAUGCUAACAAUGGAGUGGUAAUUCCUGGGGUUGUACCGGGGCCUCAUGACACACCUGGCAUCUACCCAAUUACAAUACCCGGCCAAGGACCUGGAGAUUUUCCUGGGCAAGGUCCUGGUCAGUUCCCAGAUCAAAGACCGAUUGUGAUUCCAGGGCAAUUUCCAGUACCAUAUCCUGGACAAAUACCCGUACUGCCUAACCCAUCAGGUCCCAAUAUAAUCCAGACACAGAAUAUCACAAACAUUUGCCAGGCCGUCCGCAACCUCUGCCUAAAUGGCCGGUGUAUUCCCUCAACGGGCAGUGGAUAUCGCUGUGAGUGCAACAUGGGAUUCAAGCUGGAUGCCAGGGGAGAAUGUAUCGAUGACGACGAAUGUGAUAGAAGUCCUUGUGUACAUGGAGAAUGUAUGAACACCCCUGGUUCUUACAUCUGUCAGUGUCCUCCUGGAUUUCAGACAACAGCGACUCGGACAGAAUGUCGAGAUCUGGAUGAAUGUGUGGCCAAUGGGCGGAUCUGCAAUAACGGGCGCUGUGUGAACACUGAAGGCAGCUUCCACUGUGUCUGCAACGCCGGAUUCGAGAUAUCACCGGAUGGCAAAAAUUGCCAAGACCAAGACGAGUGUCUGAUCAGAAACAUGUGCCUCAAUGGACUCUGCAUCAAUGAUGACGGCAGCUUCAAAUGCAUCUGCAAGCCCGGGUUCCUGCUGGACUCCAGCGGACGCAUGUGUGUAGAUAUUGAUGAGUGUGAAACUCCAGGCAUGUGCAUGAACGGGCACUGCAUCAACACGGAGGGUUCAUUCCGCUGUGAGUGCAUGGCUGGGAUGGCGGUGGGCUUGGAUGGACGAGUAUGCGUUGACACACAUAUGCGCAGUUCUUGUUACGGUGGCUACAAUCGAGGGCAGUGUGUUCGGCCUUUAUUUGGAGCCGUGACCAAGUCAGAGUGCUGCUGUGCCAGCACCAUGUACGCCUAUGGAGAGCCCUGCCAACCCUGCCCACCGGAAAGCUCUGCUGAGUUUCUGGCUCUGUGUCCCAGUGGCACCGGCAUAACAGGUGAUGGGAGAGAUAUAAAUGAAUGUGCCCUGGACCCUGAUAUCUGUCAGAAUGGAGUCUGUGAGAACAUGCUUAGGACUUACAAAUGUGCCUGCAAUGAAGGCUAUGAAGUGGACCUUACAGGGAAAAAUUGUGUUGAUAUUGAUGAGUGUCUAAUGAACAGGCUGCUUUGCGACAAUGGCCUGUGCAGGAACACUCCCGGGAGUUUCACCUGUCAGUGUCCGAAGGGAUUUCGUUUUGACCCCGAAACAGAUGUCUGCGAGGAUGUGGAUGAAUGUGAGUCCAGCCCCUGCAUCAAUGGAGAUUGCAGAAACAGCCAAGGGUCUUUUGUUUGUAUAUGUUCAGUGGGCAGUAAGCUGGACAGCACUGGACUGGAGUGCAUUGAGACAACUAAGAGCACCUGCUGGCUGAAGAUCGUUAACGGUCGCUGCGAGGUCAACAUCAAUGGAGCUACCCUCAAGUCUCAUUGCUGUGCCACUCUGGGAGAAGCCUGGAACAGCCCAUGUUCUAAAUGUGAAAAAGAUCCGAUCUGUGAUAAAGGCUUUGCCAGAGUCAGAGGAAAUAAAUGUGAAGAUGUGGACGAAUGCCAGGUGUUUCCGGGUGUGUGCAUUAAUGGAAAGUGCAUCAACACACAGGGCUCCUUUUUCUGCCAGUGUCCUCCAGGAAUGACUGCUGAUAUCAGUGGAAGGAUGUGCAUCGACCUGCGUACAGAGCAUUGUUAUCUCACUCAUGAUGAUGAGCGCUGUGGAACGCCAAUAUCUGGGAAGCACAGGGUGGAUGCCUGCUGCUGCUCAGUUGGUGUUGCCUGGGGUCCUGAAUGCGAUGAAUGUCCAGAACAGGGCACACCAGAAUUUAACCAGCUAUGCCCCCGGGGCCCAGGCUUCGCCCACAGAGGGGACCUCAUGAAUGGCAGACCAUUCCUCAAAGACAUAAACGAAUGCAGGAUGAUAAACACCCUAUGCUCCAAUGGGAGGUGCAGGAACACCAUUGGUAGCUUCCGCUGUCGCUGUGAUAACGGGUAUGCUCUGGACUCAGAUGAGAGGAAUUGUACUGACAUCGAUGAGUGCCGAAUAUCUCCGGAUCUUUGUGGUCAGGGCAGAUGUGUUAACACACCAGGAGAUUUUGAGUGCGAAUGCUUCGAGGGUUAUGAGAGUGGCUUCAUGAUGAUGAAAAACUGCAUGGAUAUUGAUGAAUGUGAGAGGAACCCUCUCCUGUGCCGUGGAGGUGAAUGUGUAAACACUGAGGGCAGCUUCCAGUGCAUCUGCCCCCAGGGACAUGAGAUCGCUCCUGAUGGCUCAGCAUGUCUAGAUAUAAAUGAAUGCGAGUUAAGUGACAGGUUAUGCAGGAACGGCCAGUGCGUCAAUAUGAUCGGCCGCUACCAGUGCACCUGCAACACGGGCUACAAAUCCAGUGAGGACAGGCUGGACUGUGUCGACAUUGACGAGUGUACAAUUGAAAAUGGAGGCUGUGAGACUUUCUGCACAAACUCAGAGGGCAGCUAUGAGUGCAGCUGCAACAGCGGCUAUGCACUCAUGCCUGAUCUAAGAACCUGCACUGAUAUCGAUGAGUGUGAGGAGAGCCCUGAGGUGUGUGAUGGGGGCCAGUGCACCAAUACCCCUGGGACCUUCCAGUGCCUGUGCUUUGAUGGCUUUAUGUCAUCGGAGGAUAUGAAGACCUGUCUGGAUGUGGAUGAGUGCGAGCUGAACCCAAACAUCUGUCUGAGUGGAAACUGCGAGAACACCAAAGGCUCGUUCAUUUGUCACUGCGAUCUGGGAUAUUCCGUACGCAAGGGUACUACUGGUUGCACAGAUAUCAACGAGUGUGAGAUUGGAGCCCACAACUGCGACCGACAUGCGACAUGCACCAACACAGCAGGCAGCUUCAAAUGCAACUGUGCUCCAGGGUGGAUUGGGAACGGCAUAAAGUGCACAGAUCUGGAUGAGUGCUCAAAUGGGACACACAUGUGCAACAGCAAUGCCGACUGUCUCAACACCAUGGGCUCAUAUCGCUGCGCGUGCAAGGAGGGCUUCUCAGGAGAUGGAUUCUACUGCUCAGACAGCGAUGAGUGUGCAGAGAACAGCAACCUUUGUGAAAGUGGCCACUGCCUGAAUCUCCCCGGAGGCUAUCGAUGUGAUUGCGACAUGGGUUUUAUUGCCACUGCUGAUGGGAAGGCCUGUGAGGACAUAGAUGAAUGUACCUUUGAGGACAUCUGUAUCAAUGGACGCUGCCAGAAUAUGCCAGGACUAUUUAGAUGUCAGUGCAACAUUGGCUUUGAGCUGGACAGGAGUGGAGUUAACUGUACAGAUAUUAAUGAAUGUGCAGAUCGGGCUAUUUGUUUGAGUGGAAUCUGCGUUAAUACCUUUGGAAGCUACAUCUGUAACUGCCCACCUGACUUUGAGCUGAACCCCACUCGGGUGGGCUGUGUAGACACUCGUACGGGAGUCUGCUACCGGGAUGUUCGUUCCCGAGGAGACGCAUCUGAGAGUUUGGACUGCUCCAAUGAGAUUGGAGUUGGAGUUUCCAAGGCAUCCUGCUGCUGCUCCGACGGCCAGGGCUGGGGUAGUCCAUGUGAAUUAUGCCCGCCUGCAAAUUCAAGUGAGUACAAGACGCUGUGUCCUGGAGGAGAAGGCUUCAGACCAAACCCUAUCACAGUCAUCCUAGAAGACAUCAAUGAAUGUAAAGAACUGCCUGGUCUGUGUCAGGGGGGUACUUGCAUCAACACAUUUGGCAGUUUCCAGUGUGAAUGUCCAAGAGGUUUUGCAUUGAACUUGGAAACCAGAGUCUGCGAAGAUAUCGAUGAGUGCGAACAGACGGGAAUCUGCGGCCCCGGCCAGUGCUACAACACAAUCGGAAACUACACCUGCAUCUGCCCUGCGGACUACAUGCAGGUCAACGGUGGUCACAACUGCAUGGAUAUGAGAAAGAGCUACUGCUACAGGAACUUUUACUCAGACAACAGGACAUGUGAUGGAGAGCUGACCUUUAACAUGACGAAAAAGAUGUGCUGCUGCUCCUAUAACAUUGGCCGUGCUUGGAAUAAACCAUGUGAACAAUGCCCUGUUCCCAGCACUGCUGAGUUUGGGAUCCUCUGCGGCAGUGAGAGGCCAGGAUAUUAUAUAGACAUCACUACUGGGCGGGUUAUUGAUAUCGAUGAGUGCAGGGAAAUCCCAGGCGUGUGUGAGAACGGAGUCUGCAUCAACAUGAUUGGCAGCUUCAGAUGCGAGUGCCCCGUUGGCUUCGUCUACAACGACAAGCUGCUGAUUUGUGAAGAUAUUGAUGAGUGUCAGAAUGGACCGGUGUGCCAGCAGAACGCAGACUGCUUGAAUGUGCCUGGAAGCUUCCGCUGCGAUUGUAAACCUGGGUAUCGCUUAACCCCCACUGGACAAUGUAUGGAUCGUAACGAGUGCAUGGAGAACCCAGGCAUAUGUAAUCCUGGUCAGUGCAUUGACACUCUGGGAAGCUAUCGUUGCAUCUGCCACAAUGGAUAUAAAACAACCCGGGACCAGUCAAUGUGUGUCGACAUGGAUGAGUGUGAGAGGCAGCCCUGUGGCAACGGGACCUGCAAGAACACUGUGGGCUCCUACAACUGUCUGUGCUACCCUGGAUUUCAGAACUCGCACAACGGCGACUGCAUAGACAUCGAUGAAUGCUCCACGCAGAGAGGUCUGUGUCGCAACGGCCAGUGCAUAAACACUGUGGGAAGCUUCCUGUGUGUUUGCAAUGAUGGCUAUGAGCUUACAUUAGAUGGCCGACUCUGCACAGACAUCAAUGAAUGUGCAGUAAAUCCAGGCACCUGUGGAGCAGGAACCUGCCUGAAUAUGGACGGCACCUACAGGUGCAUUUGCCCGCCUGGCUACUAUCUCCAUGAGGAAACGUGUGAAGACAUCGAUGAGUGCUCCCAGUCUCCGGAGAUCUGCACGUUUGGAACCUGCUCCAACACCGAGGGAAGCUUCUCCUGUCAGUGCCCCGAUGGUUUCAAGCUUUCUGCGUCUGGACGCAGAUGUUUAGAUAUGCGUGUGAGCUACUGCUACACCAAGUUCGAAAAUGGACGCUGCCUCGCUCCGAAGCCUAUGAACACGUCAAAGGCAGAAUGCUGCUGCACCAUCAUGCCGGGACAAGGGUGGGGAAAUCCCUGUGAUAUCUGCCCCAGGAAAGACGAGGAUGCUUAUCGUGAUCUAUGUCCUAAUGAGGGAUAUAAGCUUGAUGCGAAUGAUUCAACAACAGAUAUCGAUGAAUGCCUCACUGAUCCGUGUACUAACGGUCAGUGUAUCAACACAGACGGGUCGUUCCGCUGUGAAUGUCCAAUGGGAUACAGGCUCGAUAUUACAGGAGUCACAUGUGAAGACAUGAACGAGUGUGAAAUUGGAAAUCCAUGCGGCAACGGCACAUGCACUAAUGUUGUCGGUGGGUUCGAGUGUGCGUGCGACGACGGCUUCGAGCCCGGGGCAAUGAUGACCUGUGAAGACAUCAACGAAUGUGCCCAGAAUCCUCUGCUGUGUGCGUUCCGCUGUGUUAACGUAGUGGGCUCGUAUGAGUGCAAAUGUCCCACAGGCUACGUACUACGAGAGGACAGGAGGAUGUGUAAAGACCACAACGAGUGUGAAGACGGUAUAGAUGACUGUGCCAGCAAGGGAAUGACCUGCAAGAACCUGAUCGGUACAUUCAUGUGCAUUUGUGCGCCCGGAUACACACGGCAGCCAAAUGGAGAUGGAUGCAUGGACCUCAACGAGUGUACAGCCAAACCAGGAAUCUGUAAGAACGGCCGCUGUGAGAACACGAUUGGGAGCUACCGCUGCAGAUGUGACCAGGGAUUCGUCGCUAACCCAACGCAAACUGAAUGUAUUGAUUACCGCGAAGGCUUCUGUUUCACAGAAGUUUUGACCACCCUAUGUCAGAUGAGCUCCAGCAACAGGAACAUGGUGACCAAGUCAGAGUGCUGCUGUGAUGGAGGCCGAGGCUGGGGAAGCACCUGCGAGCUGUGCCCCUUGCAGGGAACCACUCAGUACAAGAAGAUGUGUCCAUUGGGACCUGGGUACACCACUGAUGGGAGAGACAUCGAUGAAUGUCGUGUGAUGGGAAACCUUUGCAAGAACGGUCGUUGCAUCAACACCUUGGGUUCUUACAACUGCGUCUGCAAACAAGGAUACACCCCUGACAUCACCGGCACACAGUGUGUGGAUGUGGACGAAUGCAUACAGGCACCAAAGCCUUGUAACUUCAUCUGUAAGAACACAGAGGGAAGCUACCUCUGCUCCUGCCCCCGAGGAUACAUCCUGCAGGAGGACGGAAAGAGCUGCAGAGAUCUGGAUGAGUGCUCGACCAAACAGCAUAACUGUCAGUUCCUGUGUGUUAACACCAUCGGUGGCUUCACUUGCAAGUGUCCCCCUGGCUUCACCCAGCAUCACACAGCCUGCAUUGACAACAAUGAAUGUUCAUCCGACCCAAAUCUAUGCGGUUCCAAUGGGGUCUGCCAGAACACCCCGGGUAGCUUCAAUUGUGACUGCCAGCGGGGAUUCUCACUAGAUCCCAACGGACAAACUUGUGAAGACAUGGACGAGUGCGACGGAAGCCACAGAUGUCAGCAUGGCUGUCAGAACUUGGUGGGCGGAUACAGGUGCAGCUGUCCCCAAGGCUACCUGCAGCACUACCAGUGGAACCAGUGUGUUGAUGAGAAUGAGUGUCUAAACAGCCAGAUCUGCGGGGGAGCGUCAUGCCACAACACCCUGGGGAGCUUCCGCUGCCUGUGUCCCACUGGCUUCAACUAUGAGCAGUCCUCUGGAGGCUGCUCUGACAUCAACGAGUGCUCCACCACCCACAACCCAUGCAAGUUUGGCUGCUCAAACACAGACGGGGGCUACCUCUGUGGAUGCCCGCCAGGAUAUUACCGCGCUGGACAAGGGCACUGUGUUAAAGGUCUCGGCUUUACCAGUGUUAAUGGCGGACAGGGAGGGGAGGUGGAUGAUAACUCACUUUCCCCAGAAGCCUGUUAUGAGUGUAAGAUAAACGGGUACCCAAACAAAGGACGUAAACGCCGCAGUGUCAACUCAACACAUGAUGGCGCCCUGGAAGACAUGCAGCUCACUGAGGAUAAUGCAGUAAGCCUGGCCAGCAUGGACAUCGAAAACACGCUCCAGCUGCACCUGAACAUCAGCGACCUCACCAACCGCGACCACAUCCUCGAGUUUACCCCAGCCUUGUCCACACUCACUGACCACUUGCGCUACAGUAUAGACAACGGGAACGAAGAGAGUUUCUUCAAAAUCAACCAGAGGGAGGGCGUCAGCUACCUGCAUUUGAGUAAGAAAAGGGUCAUCCCGCCGGGGGCGUACGACCUUCAGAUCAGCAGCGUCCCUCUCUACAGGAAGAAGGAGCUGGCCGAGCUGGAGGACCAGCAUGAUAAAGACUACCUCACGGGACAGCUGGGAGACGUACUGAAGAUGAGGGUACAGCUCAUCCUCCAUUAACCGUCGCCAGACUGAGAGCGGCAGAUGUUGCUGGCAGCUGCUGAUCCAGCGUCAGGCUCACACUGCGCUAAAUUCAAAACAAUUGAGACUGUGGAUCAGUAGUAGGGGCAACUAGGGGCUCGCCACCAAAGAGACAAAGAGGGGGGUGGGUGGGGGUUUACAGCACCAUUUGAUCACCAAAGAUGAUUCUACAUAUCAUAGAUACAAAUUCUAUGAAGCGAAUAGCAGCAAAGUGAAGCUUGAUCGAUCUAAUGAAACCCAACUUCAGCUGCGUUUGAAGCUGUCGAGGGUGUGAAAGGUUGUGUUAAAUGUCAUAUGUGGAAUCAGAUACCACUUGGGCUGCGAAAAGUCAUUUUAUAAACUCAGUUUUGUUGAAAGAAUGGGUUUAGUCGCAAUAGUCUUGAUAUUAAUGUCCUUCCCUUGCAGAGUUAAAGAAUUUCUUCUUCCCACAUGCUGAAAGUGGUUGAAAAAGAAAAAAUGUAGGAGUGAAGGAACCCACUGUGGACUAUUGAGAUGCAACUACAUCAGAGCUUGAAUGAAUCCUACUGCCUAUUUAAACUCUUUCCAUCUUUCCUACUGAUCCAAUAAUCCAUAUCUACUGGUGCUAACACAUCUGCAUAGACUUCUGAAUGCACUGCACUACACUACAAAACCCUUAGUAGUCAUAUACGAUCCUAUCCUGUCGGUCAUUCUGAAGAUUUCGUGUCCUUGCCGCUGCAACAGCUAGCAUUGAAAGCCUGUCUGCUCUCUUCUGUGUAUGUAAAUUGUGUUUAUACUGUAAUAAUCAGUGCCACUUUUAAUCUAUGAAGCAUUUGUAAACUAGAGGAAGCCCCAGGAUUAGAAGGGGUCAUAAUGGUGCUUAUAAUGACCAACUACUUCCUUUUUAAACAGUUUAUACAGACAUGCAGUGUACACUCAUACACAUUUGAUGAUGCCAAACCUGGGCCUUCAUGAUUAUGCACUGAGGUCUCUGUGGCCACACGUCUCACAAGUUGAAUCAGUGCUGCAUUUUACAGACCAGCCUGUUCUCUGUUCACAUCAGUGAGGGUUUAGCUGUAAAUCCACACAAUAAAACAUACUUUUUUGUGUA
Cyprinodon tularosa is the source of this 10194-nucleotide messenger RNA. It is a transcript of the gene fbn1, whose product is annotated as fibrillin 1. The coding region runs from base 393 to 9104 and encodes 2903 amino acids. Gene Ontology annotation, molecular function: calcium ion binding. Lineage: Eukaryota; Metazoa; Chordata; Actinopteri; Cyprinodontiformes; Cyprinodontidae. The record is from RefSeq and is a predicted model, not a curated record. The transcript has 66 exons.